Molecule: messenger RNA, 3057 nt
Organism: Lotus japonicus
Lineage: Eukaryota; Viridiplantae; Streptophyta; Magnoliopsida; Fabales; Fabaceae
Product: protein argonaute 16
Exons: 23
Coding region: 166-2883 (905 amino acids)
Biological process (GO): regulatory ncRNA-mediated post-transcriptional gene silencing
Cellular component (GO): cytoplasm
Molecular function (GO): RNA binding; protein binding
Source: RefSeq, a predicted model, not a curated record
CCCAUUCCCCUUUACAUUUGUUUUCCUUUCCCUCUCUUUCACAAUUCUGUCGCUGGGCAACGAAGAGUCACGGUCACCUACAUACAUUUCGCACUGAAAUUAGACAAUCGCUCCACCCACCUAAAACCCUACACACUCAGAACGCAACUUCAUUUCGGAGAAAAGAUGGAGAAAGUACCUGAGAUUGAAGAUCCUGCUGAUGCCGAGCCACCACCUUUAUCUCCGUCAAGUCCUGAUGUGUCGCCUAGUAUAGAAACAGUAGAAGCCGAUCCUAUAAAGUUUUCUAUCAUCAGUAGGCAAGGGGUUGGGACUGCUGGAAAACGCAUACCCGUGCUUACCAAUCUCUUCAAAGUUUCCGUUAAUGCUCCGGAUGCGAUUUUCUUCCAGUAUAGUGUUACUAUUGCUACGGAAGACAAAAGAGUCAUCGAAAGCAAGGGCAUUGGGAGAAAACUGAUUGAUAGGCUUUACCAAACAUACUCUUCUGAACUUGGUGGCAAGAGGUUUGCAUAUGAUGGUGAUAGAACUUUAUACACAGUGGGUCCUCUGCCACAGAAUAAAUUCGAGUUCAAAGUAUUGCUUGAGGAAUCGUUUGCAAAAUCCAGUAGUGCUGAGUGUCCUGAUGCUAAUGGAAGCCCUCGUGGGGAAACUAAAAGGUCAAAAUGUUCGUUUCAGUCAAAGGCUUUCAUGGUGGAUAUAAGUUUUACUGCCAAAAUACCCCUGCAGUCUGUUGCUCUUUCCCUUGAAGGGAUGGGGACAGAUGCUAAUUGUCAGGAUGCUUUGAGAGUGCUAGACACUGUGCUGAGGCAACAAGCAGCUAACAGAGGGUGUCUCUUGGUAAGACAAUCUUUUUAUCAUGACGACUCGAGGAAUUUCUCUGAUGUUGGAGGUGGAGUAACAGGAGUUCGAGGGUUUCACUCCAGUUUUAAUCUUAAACAGGGAGGAUUAUCUCUUAAUAUGGAUGUGUCCACCACGGUCAUCUUAAAACCUGGACCUGUAAUUGAUUUUCUCCUAUCCAACCAGAAUGUGAAAGAACCCCGUUAUAUUGACUGGGCAAAGGCCAAAAAAGUGCUUAAAAAUUUAAGGGUGCUUGCAACACAUCGUAAAUGGGAAUUUAAAAUUUCUGGCUUGAGUGAGAAGCCCUGCAUUCAGCAACUUUUUAGUAUGAAGGUGAAAAAUGGAGACAACAAUGACGGAGAACAGACAGUAGAUAUUACUGUAUAUGAGUAUUUUGCUGAACACUGUGGCAUAGAGCUGACUUCUUCUGCUUAUCUUCCAUGUCUUGAUGUGGGGAAGCCAAAUCGUCCCAUCUAUUUGCCCUUGGAGCUUUGUUCACUUGUUCCCCUCCAACGAUAUAAAAAGGCAUUAUCUCCCGUGCAAAGAGCAUCUUUGAUUGAAAAAUCACGCCAAAAGCCGCAAGAUAGAAUCAAGUCUCUGAGAAAUGCUGUUGAAGAUUAUCACUACGAUGAUGACCCUGUUCUUGCUGCAUGUGGCAUUUCUAUUGAUAAACAAUUGACUCAGGUUGAAGCUCGGGUACUUGAGACACCAAAGUUGAAGGUCGGUAAGAAUGAUGACUGCAUUCCCCAAAAUGGAAGGUGGAACUUUAAUAAGAAGACAUUUCUACAACCAUCACGUAUUGAUUUUUGGGCUGUUGUUAAUUUUUCUGCCCGUUGUGAUACUAGUUACAUAACAAGGGAGCUGAUCAAAUGUGGAAUGAGCAAAGGCAUUAACAUUGAACGGCCAUAUACUUUAAUAGAGGAAGACGCACCCAUGAAAAAAUCUAAUCCUGUUGCAAGGGUUGAAAAGAUGUUUGACCUACUUACAUCAAAACUUAUUAGAGAACCAAAGCUGAUUCUCUGUGUUUUGCCAGAGAAGAAAAAUUGUGACAUUUACGGGCCUUGGAAAAAGAAGUGUCUGAGUGAAUUUGGUGUUGUCACACAGUGUAUUUCCCCUCUGAAGAUCACUGAUCAAUACCUUACUAAUGUACUACUUAAAAUCAAUUCUAAGCUUGGAGGAAUAAACUCUUUACUGACAAUAGAGCUUUCCGGGAAUCUUCCCCUAAUUGAAGAUACUCCAACAAUGAUUUUGGGGAUGGAUGUGUCUCAUAGUUCCCCUGGUCAGUCAGAUGUUCCAUCAAUAGCAGCGGUUGUUGGAUCUCGUCUUUGGCCUCUGAUUUCAAGGUAUAGAGCAUCUGUGAGAACGCAAUCAUCUAAAGUGGAGAUAAUUGAUGCUCUUUACAAGCCUUUGGAUGGUGGGAAAGAUGAUGGUAUUAUCAGAGAAUUGCUUCUAGAUUUCUAUGAAUCAAGUAAUGGUCGCAAACCAGCUCAAAUUAUCGUGUUCAGGGAUGGAGUCAGUGAAUCACAGUUUAAUCAGGUUCUGGAUAUUGAGGUUAACCAGAUUAUAAAGGCCUAUCAACAUCUUGGAGAGGUUGAUGUUCCCAAGUUCACAGUAAUUGUGGCGCAGAAGAAUCAUCAUAUAAAGCUUUUUCAAGCUAAUUCUGUGGAUAAUGUUCCUCCUGGAACGGUUGUCGACACAAAAAUCGUGCAUCCAAGAAAUUACGAUUUCUACUUGUGUGCUCAUGCUGGGAUGAUUGGCACAUCUCGGCCUGUACAUUAUAAUGUGUUGCUCGAUGAGAUUGGUUUCUCUCCGGAUAGCUUGCAAAAUUUAAUCCAUUCACUGUCUUAUGCAAACCAAAGGAGCUCCAUUGCAACCUCAAUUGUGGCACCUAUACACUAUGCCCACCACGCUGCAGCUCAGAUGAGACAAGUUUUGAAUUUUGAUAAUUUAUCAGAAACAUCUUCAAAUCUUGAUUCAGAGGGAGUCGUCUCCAUUCCCGAGCUACCAAGGUUGCAUAGCAAUGUCAAGAGUACCAUGUUCUUCUGCUGAGGUGUAGGGUGCAGAUUGCUCCUAGUAAAUUCAUUUUGAUUAACCGGUGGAAGUGUAAAUAUCUCUGGCAUGUAUAGUUGCUAAACAUGCAAAAUACCAACCCUAAGUUGUUUUUUUAUAGAGAUCAGUGGGCUUGGAUCUUCGUGAUCAACAUGUUAUUGCUAAGGUUUGCCA